UAAAAUAUAUAACCAUUUUAUGUACGCUUUAUAUCAUUUUUGGCAAUUAUGAGAUGGCUUAGGUUAAUAGCUUUGUGUUAGCUUUAAAAUGAUUUAAAGUUUACGUUUGCGACAAUAGUGACAGUAAUGCCAGCGUGUACAGACGCGAAAAAAAAAAAAAGAAAAUGGCAGAGGCGUCGCCAAGAGAAGCUGUUUCUCCUACCGUGGAGACCGAUGUUCCUGAUAAAAAGAGUCUUGAUAUGCAAAGAGGAAUUUCGGAAGAGAAGAAUAGCCUCCCCGUUAAAGCACAAUUCGGCGAUGUUCAAGGGCCUGCCUCUAAUGAUUACGAUGGUAGUUUUUUACCUAGGAUGUUUAAACCCAUUGCUGUCAGAUGUAGAGGAGAGGGUGUUGAAGACAACUGCAAUUCUGGAUAGUAUUAAUAAGCAAAUGGAAGAAGAAAGAAAGGAAAGAAUGCGAAGACGGCUCACUGCUCAUAUUCCAGAGGCAUUGUUAGGAGGUGGAGAGGCAAGAGAGUCUGUGAUGAUGAAACUGGAGCAGCUUAUUUUCUUUGAAGAAAUUGAGGGCACCGAUGAAAUCUGCUUGCAGGAGCAUGUGCGCCUCCAAGAACUGGAUGACAUUGGACACACAUCAGUCAUUGCCAGCAGCCUCAAAUCCUAUCUUAGCACUCUAGAGGAACCAGAAUUGAAACGUGUGACCAACAAGAUAUCAUCUGACAGCCAGCUCUGGCUGUCUAGGCUGUUCAGGUUUGGUGACUCUUGUGUGCUAUAUCAUGAUGAUGAACGAGAAGGAUUGGUGCGGGUGUGUCGACUUGCUCUUUGUCAUCGGUACCCAAAGUAUGUCACAGAUGGUUUUGAUGCUCUUUACUCCCGCCCACCUGUUAUUUACCUCAGUGCAGCAGCUCGCCCAGGACUUGGCUACUACCUUUGUCUCCAGCUGGGCCUUCCGUUGUCCUGCAUUUGUACGGUCCCCUGUAACACAAUGUUUGGAGCCAGCAGUAAAAUGGAUGUGGCUGUUCUGGAGAAGCUGAUACAAGAUGACAUCGCUGCAGCAAAAACUCCUGUAUUGUUGCUGGCAUUUGCAGGCACCACGUUAGGGCAUGUAGACAACCUGCAACGCCUGCAAGAGAUAUGCAAAGCCAACCAGAUAUGGCUUCAUGUAGAAGGGACCCACCUAGCAACCCUGACCCUGCUUUCUGUGCCAACAUCUGUGUCAUCUGCCCAGUCUGGAGACAGUCUUACUGUCACCUUAGGCACCUGGCUAGGUGUACCUGGGCUGCCCAAUGUUACAAUUUUCAAAGAAUCAGAUGCCACUCUAGUUCAUGCAGCUGGUCUGAACACAUUUAAUACAAAGCUCAAGUUAAUGUCCCUACCCAUUUGGAUGGUGCUUUUGAACAUUGGUCAUGAGGGCAUUGUCAAGCGCAUCACAUUCUCCUGUGAUUUGGCCAAGCAGCUGUAUGACCAUCUUGACCAGAUCACAACUGUCAAGCAGAUUAGUCGAGACACGAAGACAUCAUCUCAGAGGGAUUACAGGACCAUAAGUGACUUGAUAAGCAAAGCAAUCAGUGCUUUGCUUGUGUUUGAAAUUGCAAAUCCCACUGUGGUGUUCCGCUAUAUGGAAGACGUAUCAGCACCUGGUGCUAUUGUUGCCCCUUAUGCAAUGAACAGUGAGUCAGAGAAUGACCAAAGUAGUGAUGUCAUCUACUUUGAUGCUCUCAAUGUUUGGCUUGCUGAGGCCUUGCAGGCAAGUGAUCCCAAGGUUCCAAUUGAAACAAUUGAGGUCGAGAAAGAGGGAAUCUGUAUCCGAUACUGUCCUUUAGAGAAUUCGUAUGCCAAGGGCACAACAAAGGAGGAUAUGGAACACUUUAUUGAAUCUCUUCUGUCUAAUAUUUCUGUUCUGAAUGCAUCCACACUACAAAGAAAACGUUUUCAAAUGGUUGUUGAAGCACAACCCAACCUGAAAAUUGUACAUUUACAAAACUGGGCAGGCUUGGGUGCUGUUCGUUAUAUACCGGACCUGUAUCUGAGCCAUGAAGACCUUGAUGAAAAGGACUUUGAGGGCAUAAACAGUAUCAAUGCUGAGCUGGUUCAUCAACUCAAGGCCAAGGACACUGCCUUCUCUAUAGGACACACAGACUCUGGAGAGGUGUGCGUCAAGUUCGGGUUGAUCACUCAGGAAACUGAUGUAGAGGAGCUCAUUGACAUGGUGCAGAGAACAGGCCGUGAAGUGGAAGAGUCAAGCAAGUUCCUCGAGUCUAUGUCAGAACUGAUCCUUAAGGGCAUUGAAGAGGCCAAGAAACAGCUGGUGAAGGAAUCUGAACAAAAACUGAUGAGUGAGGGUGUGCUGCGCCAAGUGCCUCUAGUCAGCUCCCUUGUUAACUGGUUCUCACCAGUAAAAGAUGGGACAAAGGGUCGCAGCUUCAGCUUAACCUCUGGCAAAAUUGUCAGCACAGAGGACACCUACAGAUACCACGUACAGAUCCAAGAGGAAGCGAACAAAUCUCCAACCACACACUCCAGUAUUACCUCCAGCAUCAAGGGUGGGGGCGAGCCAGAGGAGCAGCAAGAAGCCUGCACCACCGCUGGGCGGGUCAAGGCUCAGCUCAUCAGCCAGGCCACACCUCCAGCCAGCCCUACAUCUGAUACUGUAGGUUUAGCUCACACAGUUGCCAUGGAGCCUCCAGCAGUAGCAGCACAGCAGCUAAAUCAUGAGAUAAAACAUAUCUCAAACUCCUCCGCCACUACAGUCAAGUUAGAAUGGAGUCUCCUUUUCUCCUGACCAGCUAUGCCACUUGAAAAUCAUCUUGUAAGCAUUGGGGUGGGGGGUGAUUCAAGAGAAAUUCCAUCACCAUAGCAAGCAACCUGAAAGCCUGAGGAUACAAGGGAUCAGAUUUCAAAUAUCUGGAACUCAUCUGUUGUGACUACACAUCAACAAGGAAGAUUAUUGGAAGUAAUUUGGUCAAAGAACCAAAGAGAUUUUAUGCUAUUUAGUUUGGAGUGCAAUAUUUUCUGUAUCUUGGUAGCAAGUUUGAUCUACAGUUAUUCAUAUGUGCUUGCUUGCUUCUUCGUGAAAAUGUGAAAUAUCAGAAUGGUAACAAAGGAUUAGAUUGAAGUUAUAAUUCUUCCAGCCAGCUGUAUUAUUAUAAACCAUAUUGUCAGUGUUCUUGAGAACGUGAUGUUAAAUUAAAAAGUGGGAGAUUCCCUGCCUGCUAAAUUUCUUACAUGCACAUUCCUCACACAGUAUUUAAUUCUGUCAGGGUUUUGUCUGCUACAUCAUUUCUCCAGAAAGUAAAAUUACUGAUCAAGAACCUGAAGUUGUGAAAGUAAGAAAUUGCAACAACCUUUAAGGUAGUUUGGGUACAUAACUCUGAUUUGAAAGUUACACUUUUGUCUGUUUAUUUCAUGUAAACAAUAGACCUUUAGGAAUUUUAAUUAUUUAUCAUUUCAGAGACACAAAUUCCAGAUUGAAUUCCAUUUGAAAACUGGUGAAAUCUACUUUUUAACACUUUCUUUGAAAUUUUUGUUCAGUUUUUCCAGUGCUGACACAAAAACAAAAUCCCUGUCAUUAAUAUUUGGCCUAGUUCUUGGCCUGAACUAUGAAGCUUCAUUCUGUAAUUGAACACAUAUAUUUUUGGUGCUGUAAUACUGUGCAGACUUGAGACUGGUAUAGUCUCUGCUAAGUAUCAUGUUUUGUUUUGAUUUUUUGUUAUACUACUUUUCUUAGUGCCUGUGAACACAGAUUUUAACCUUGUUUUAAUGCAAUCCUCCUUGUCUGUUUUGUUUAUAGGGGUAUUCAUCAUAAUUUUUUUGGUGAUGUUUUUAUGUAAGUUACAAUAUAGCAGGGUACACAAAUAUUUAUUAAAUUCAUCUGUUAACACUGGGAACAAGAUUGCUUGUGAAUUCCUUAUUUGUACCAAGCUGUGGUAUAUGUUAAUUACAGGGGACUGGUAUAUGUUUCCAACUGUGGUAGGAGCUGGCAUGUAGCUGUGCCAGUCUGCUGCAAUGCGUGUGUAGCAUUUCUGUUGUGUUCACCUUAAGUCUGUUAAUACAGCAGCCAGUCAAGUUAUCUAUGUACUUAUGGAGAGGUGCUGUAGACCGGUGGUUAGCACUGUUGAAUUUGGAAAGCAGGUUACCAGUUGGAGGUUCAUCCUGCCAACCAGGCAAAUGAGUACUUGAUUUAUCAGGGAAAGUAACAAAUUAUCAGAGGUGAGAGUUGGCCUUUGACCUCACAUGGCUUUCUCUUGCACGGUUAACACAGUUCUCUGACCCUGUGACCAAACUUUUUACCUUUUAUCAUGUACUUAAACAGUCUUUUCAUAGAACACUAGCAAGGUUAGUCUUGUUAUUUGAUGCAGUUAUUAACUUGCUGUUUUGACUUUAUAUUAUUUUACAAAGCAAGUUUUUAAAAACAGUAUUUUUUGCAUGUAAUAGCUGUGACUUUUUUGAGUGGUCAGAAGUGGCUAAAGUGCAAACGUGUAUAUUUUGAAGACAAGAAAUAGAUGAAAUGUCUCAGUUAAAAGAAAUCCAAAAAUCCUAGGCAAUCUAAUUUUUUAAAUUUAUUUACUUAUGUUGAGACCCCUACAUCCAUCAUUGUUUUGAGUCCUUUUUUUUCAUGAAAAGAUGGAUAGCAAAACUGAAAGCAAGAUCAUGGACCUGUAGAAGACUUCCCCCCAUCAAAAUUCACUCCAUCUCUAACUUAGCAAAUUUCUUCUCAAGAUAAACUGCCACCCUGAUUCCAAAGUGAGAUUUUAAUGUAAUCAGGUGACCAGUAUAUCUGGGAUAUGCUAUGCAGUUACCAGUAAAUAAAACUUUCAUCCACAAAUUUUAACAGGGAAAGAGAACACUUGAUACAUGUACCUGCUUUGAGUAAGCUGAAUGUUUGUGACAAUCAAAAUUGUGUAUGUCUAACUUAAAGGAAUAAUGAUAGUAACAGGGUUCUCAUCUUCUCCUUUGUUUCAUUGCCUCUGACAGGAGUAGCCUGGUCUGUCUAUGUAUCUGGCUUACGGACCAAAAGGCCAGUGUGUCACCAGACAAUGUUAGCACUAUUUAUUUAUCUGUAUUAUGCUCCUGCAUAUUUAAAAUACUUUUAAAUAAAUUUUUUUCACAAUGCAUUUUCACUUAACCAGAUCAUCAACUUGUCAGUUAUUCUUGAGACUUUAUCUCUUAAUAUUACUAAUGUUAUUUAUGACACAUUAUCUUCUAUGAUGAAUAAUAUAUUGUAGGCAGACUUAUGGUUGCAGUUUUAUACAUGCCUACUGCCAGCAAAAUAUCAACAUUGUGUUAGCAGAUGUGCCCACUACACUGGCACAAAGCUGGACAGCUGAGUGUGUUCUGAUGGAAGGCUCUCAAGUCCCUUGUAAAAACAGUGCUGCACGCUGAGGUGUGGGUUUUGCUGAUUCUAGCUUUUGGGGGAUCUUUUUAUGAUAAAUGCUAUGCUUUUAUAAUAAAUAUUGUCCAUCUCAGCAGAAAAUAUGAAUUACUUCUGGUGUUUGACCAAAAGCACAGUAGGUCUGGUCAAAAAUGGAGAAGUCAUGUUAUGCAUUUUUUAAAUGCAAUGAAAGGUUAAUGUGUGUUGUGCUUGUAAAUAAAAAGAAUUUUUGUAUCCUCCCAAAAUGGAAGAAUAACAGUUGUGUGUUUUGCUUUUGAAAACAAAUCGUGUUUUGUACAGUUGGUUUAAAUAGAAUUCAUAAUAUAUACAUAUUUAUAUCUCAAAGAAAA
Messenger RNA from Pomacea canaliculata, 5714 nucleotides. Its product is annotated as putative pyridoxal-dependent decarboxylase domain-containing protein 2. The record is from RefSeq and is a predicted model, not a curated record. Gene Ontology annotation, biological process: carboxylic acid metabolic process. NCBI's taxonomy places the organism in Eukaryota, Metazoa, Mollusca, Gastropoda, Architaenioglossa, Ampullariidae. Gene Ontology annotation, cellular component: intracellular membrane-bounded organelle. The transcript has 23 exons. The coding region runs from base 127 to 2775 and encodes 882 amino acids. Gene Ontology annotation, molecular function: pyridoxal phosphate binding; carbon-carbon lyase activity.